Hypanus sabinus (Atlantic stingray) is the source of this 1452-nucleotide messenger RNA. RefSeq names its product B-cell differentiation antigen CD72-like. The coding region runs from base 93 to 1076 and encodes 327 amino acids. The transcript is spliced from 6 exons. Lineage: Eukaryota; Metazoa; Chordata; Chondrichthyes; Myliobatiformes; Dasyatidae. Gene Ontology annotation, molecular function: (1->3)-beta-D-glucan binding; pattern recognition receptor activity. Gene Ontology annotation, biological process: positive regulation of lymphocyte activation; positive regulation of cell migration; cellular response to molecule of fungal origin. The record is from RefSeq and is a predicted model, not a curated record. Gene Ontology annotation, cellular component: cell surface.
AUCAACACGGGCUUCCUCUGACAACGGUUACUUCCCCUCGCUGAGCUCAGAGACGCAGAGGAUCCUCGACAGGAGGACUGAGCGAUACGUACAUGAUUGCAAAGUUCGCCAAGAUGGAAUCACAGUCUCCUUCCAGAGCUGCGCAUGAACAGGAGCCGAGACAUAGACCGUGCCGUAAGAUCUGCCUACUCUGCCUCGUUACGUCCGUUUUCGUCGCGAUCGUUGCCGGGCUCUCGAUCCAUGUGUUACAGAUCCGUCAGUCUCUGCUCGCCUCUGACCAAAAGUACCUGAGACUUUGGGAGCAACAUCAGGAGAUGAACAGGACCCAGUGCCAGUGUCCAGUACAAAUCCACGAACCGAACUCAACCCUGGAAUCCAUGAUAUCAGAGAAUUCCGGCUUGGAUCUCUCUCAGAGCACCUGUCUAAAGAACGUUUCCGUCCCACGCAACAACGUCUCCAUCCUCGAACAUACAUUGUUUAUCCUCGAAAGAAACAUCUCCAUCCUUGAAAACAAAUUGUUCGUCCUGGAAAGCAACCUCUCGGUCAUGAGCACCGAUCUCUCUGACCAGCAUCAAACGCAAACCGAUCUCCGUCAGAACUUCUGUCACCUCGAACUGAAGUGUAGAACUCUCAACGAAACCAAGGCUAAAAUCUGCCAGCUGCUGAGCAGCAGAAAAGAGAAAGCGUGUUCCAAGGACUGGAUCAGAAAUGAAGACCUGUGUUAUUUCAUUUCCACGUUUGAAAGUUCUUACGAGGGGGCGAAGCAGCUCUGUUCUAUCUCUGAAUCAAAGUUUCUUGAAAUAAAUACAUACGAGGAAGAGAAGUUUGUUAACAACGCUGUCCUCGGUGAAGACAGUUCAUACUGGAUUGGAACAUGCAAAGCGGGGAAAGUCGCCUCUAACGUCGUGUACAAGGUGACCUCUGGAAAGUUCGAAUGCAGUGAAUGUAAAUCCGGUUGGCUUGGCAGUUGCAAAAGUGAUCAACACCGUUUCAUCUGUGAGAAGCCCGCAGCUUUGGUCCCGGAUAUUCCAGAAAAGAUCCGGGUUCUCUGUCGAAAUGCCGUGGAGGGGACUUAAAUCUAGUGACAUCAUUCUCUUACCCAAUUUCUAUCUCUCUCCCAGACUUUGACAAACCCAUCCUCUCUUCCCCUCGGCCCUGCCCUGUUCCUCUCUCUCUCUAACUGUGGCACUGUUGCUCGGCAUCUCGCUCUCUCUUUCCACUCGUACCUCCAAACUCGCUCUCUCUCAUAACUCCUCCCCUGCCAUCUCCUUCUAUUUCAUCCCCAUUCUGUCAUCCCACAAAUUCUUGCCUCCCGCUCCCAGUAUGAAAGGACUGUACAGGAUCUGUACCGUCUGACUCAUUAUCUGUGUCGUUUCCGCCCUGAGCUUUGUAUCUUUGCAUGAUCAGUACGUCACAAGAAUGCAAAAUUAACCUAAGAUGCAAAAAGAUAAU